AUGUUGCCUCCGUCACAGCGCUGUAAAGACCAAACCACAAAAGAGCCUACUGGACCGUUCAAACGAGAUCAUCUGCUAAAAUAUCUUGAAGACCAAGCGAAAAGUGAAAAAGACUGGGAAGAUGUUGUACCGUUCUCACCAGGAAUCAAGAGAGGCAAAGUUUGGGAAGGAGAUAGCGGACGUAACUCUGCUGAAGGUGAUACACGGGAUUCGGGUGUUGCUGGCAUGGAAAUGCCGAUCGAGUUAGACUUGGAUGAUGAA
Cylicostephanus goldi is the source of this 261-nucleotide messenger RNA. The record is from the annotation of a GenBank genome assembly. NCBI's taxonomy places the organism in Eukaryota, Metazoa, Nematoda, Chromadorea, Rhabditida, Strongylidae.